Molecule: messenger RNA, 3206 nt
Organism: Styela clava
Lineage: Eukaryota; Metazoa; Chordata; Ascidiacea; Stolidobranchia; Styelidae
Product: enkurin-like
Cellular component (GO): axonemal microtubule; acrosomal vesicle
Molecular function (GO): calmodulin binding
Source: RefSeq, a predicted model, not a curated record
AUAAGUGGCAUCUUGCUAAUGAUAGUCGGCUUUCGCUCUGAGUCGUGUUUGCUUGGUUCUUAGUUAGUUGAUCAGUAAAAAUUUGACAGCGAAAUGGACGGAGGCAUGGAAAGUAUAUAUAAUUUAAUUCCUAUGAAAAUAGAAAAACCUCCUAAGCCGCCCCGAUAUGAGUCGAAAUUUCGCACGGCAGUUAAAGACGAAACUAAACAAAACAGGUCUCCCAACAAGACUAUGGGACCAGCAAAAGUUGAUGUACCCACACCUGGCGAAUUUCUGAAAAAGAGAUCUGGAGAGCCCCAGUUACCAGAUAGGAAAGAUCUUUUUUUUGAUGACAAAGUUGGUCGCAAGCCACCAGUUCCAAGGAAAGAUGACAAACCUUUGAUGGGUAUUCGCACAAACAAAAAUUUUAUAAAUACAAAUGCUGUUGAAAAUAUAAUGUCCGUACCUAAAAAGCCUGUGCCAAAAUAUGUUGACACAAGGUGGGGUGAUAAUGGCCUCCUCGAACACUCGGGUUUGGUUCCAAAAUAUACAAAAAAGAAUGACUAUGGCACAGUUCCUGAAUAUUUGAAAAAACGAAAUGAAGAAACUCGUCGAGCGCAGGAAGAGUAUGAUCAUUAUAUACGUGAACGGAUGCGACAGGGUGCAAUGAAACAAUUGACUGAUGAGGAACGGGAUGGAAUAAUUGGCGGUCUGAAAAAGAACUGGGAAGAACUUCAUCAUCAAUAUCAAGGAUUGUCGGUUGUUACAGACACUGCACCAAAGAAGAAUCGUAAAGAACGAAUGGAGGCUGAAAUGAAACAACUCGAAAGAGACAUUGAAUUGAUUGAACGGCAUAAAAUUAUAUACAUUGCUAACUAACUUUGGUCAGAUUGUUCUUACUCAUUUUCCUUUAGACAACGCUCCACUAGUUGGAGUCAAAUUUCAUAAUAACAUUUAGGGAUACUUUCUGUGAAAUGUUAUCUACAGAGUUCUAUAUACUUCUACCUUUACGGGGAAACCAAAUUUAAAUAUUUCGCACCUGGUUUAACUUUAUUUACUUUUGGGGAUUUGUAAGUUGUUUUUAAAUAUCUGAAUUCUUCCAUGAAUUUAUUACUUGUAAGAGGACUUUUAUGCUUAAUAAGUGCCUUAAUAUAUGUAUUCCACAAUUUCUUCAAAAACUGCAAAGCAUGUAUGUAAAACUGUUCAACUAUGUACAGUACUUGUCCACUGUUUUUCAAAUUAUAUAAAGUCACCAUUAUUUCUGAAUUUACAAGCUCCAUUUUAUUACGAGUUUUUCUAUGCUGGAAGGAUAAUAUUAGUUAGUCAAUAUGCAGCACAUUGACAGCCGAGAUCAAAAAGUUUCCCCAAAGUUUGGGAAUUAAGGUUGUCACCAUGCUUAACAACUUGUAAAUAAACGUUAUUUCGUUACAAAUUUGGUAGUAAUUCCAAUUUUUUUUUCAAAUAUAUCUUCUCAAAUAAACUGAACAAAUGUUGUAGGAGUGGAAGCAUUGGCAACUUAUGCUCAAAACAAAUGUAGGUGCAAGUUUGAAGUUGCUAUUAUAGGUUAAAGUAAUACAAUGCUCUCCUAUACAUACACCCAGGCUUCUUAUAAUUUCGAACAGAUAUAUUUUAUUUGCAAUUCUGACGUCGAGAUAAGAUUAAUAUCAAAUUUGCUAAGUUGGAUAGCCUUUGAUUGGUACAUUCUUGAUUGAAAGCCUUAGUCUCACGAAUUGACUAAAUUUGCCAUGCUCGAGAGCUUUAAGCAAGUUCUAGAAAUGGUAUUAUGUCUGUCUGAAACGAUUAGGUAGGCAGUUUCUUAAAGCUAACACUCAUAAGAAAAAUGAAUCCAAAUUGUGUAAUUUCUCAUGUUCUCUUUGGCCUUGGACUUACUCUAUCAUGGAAAACAAGAAGAUUUACAAAACAUUACAGUGAUAUCAUUGUGUUUAGACAUUUUAUUAGCACAAUUACCAUAUACUUUCAUGACCGAUAUGCAGAAAAUAACACAUUUUUCGGAGAAAUUGUAAUUACCAAUAUGCCAAAUUCGAGGUUGAACAUUUUGUAAAAUAUGUGAUAACCACGAUGAAACGACAAACACAAAAUUGAAAGAUACUGAACUAGUAAUACAUAACAAUUAUAUAUAUUAAGCAUAAUAUUAAGUGUAUAUAAAUGAGAUGCCCAUUUCCACUACGGCUUUGGAGGAAAAUGGAGCAACAACCAUACAGCAAAUCAAAUAUUUCAAUCAUAUGAUUAACCAUCCAUAUAACAAAUGAACGUAAAAUAAUUUAUAGGAAACAGAUGGUGCUAGCUAGAGAAUUCCAGAUUUUAAAAAACUUAGGGAGUAAAUAUUUAGUCUAGAACUAGAUGUUAGUUAGGUUAUGUGAGAUUAACAAUCUAACUAAUGUCAAUGACCUAAUCCUCACCCAAAUAACUUAUCCCUCAAUAUUCUGUAUAAUUCACAUAUAGAAAACGAUAAUAAUACAUUUUUCUCAUAAAUUGCCCCCAAUGGAAUAUUAUUUAUCGCAGAUAUUUAUUCUUUCCUCAGUAAAAAGCCAAAUCAAUUUUUCAAAACAAUGAUCAUUCUGUUCUCACCAACACAAAUGAGAAAGCAGAGGGAUGAAUCUAUUAUCAUUUGACACCAAACCAUACCAAUGAACUGUUAAAUGGAACUUUGUGCCAAUGGGGCUCUAGCAAUAAAGUGAAAGAAUUAUAUUAUAAAUAGUUACAGACAAAAGCUAAAUUGUGCAAAAAUGGAAUUAGCUCUAAGUGGCUUCUAUGAAAUAGAAUUACACACAUUUUCAGGGUCUGUAAGUUUUCUUUGGGGACACAAGGACGAAAUAUACCAUGAGUUACAAGAACCCAUAAAUAAAAAUUCCACUAGUCUCCUCAUUUCACCGAGACGUAUGGUAAUUACUAUUUUAAAAGGUAGCUAAAAAUACAGCAGGUGAAAUGGAUGACCAAGAACAUUAUCUAUAAAUAUCAUAGAUAUCGAGGUGAAUCGGGUAUAAACAAUGAAUUUGAAGCCCUUCUUUAAAACAGCAGCAUUCAGUAAUGACAAGCAUUUAUUGCGCCAAAAUGUGGAAAUGACAUUGUUGAACAAAAAACUUGUUACAGCCUUCAAUAAGAAUUAUUUUCUAUUGGGAUAAUGAUUACUUUGAAAAUACAGCCCAGGUGGGAGCGAGCAGUCAUUGAUAAAACAUUCUUGGCCAAACAAGACAAAUAGAAGAGUA